Molecule: messenger RNA, 856 nt
Organism: Fundulus heteroclitus (mummichog)
Lineage: Eukaryota; Metazoa; Chordata; Actinopteri; Cyprinodontiformes; Fundulidae
Gene: eif3k
Product: eukaryotic translation initiation factor 3, subunit K
Exons: 8
Coding region: 116-778 (220 amino acids)
Biological process (GO): regulation of translational initiation
Cellular component (GO): cytoplasm; eukaryotic translation initiation factor 3 complex
Molecular function (GO): ribosome binding; translation initiation factor activity
Source: RefSeq, a predicted model, not a curated record
GUGUUUCCGGUCCGACCCUUUUCUUCCUCCGCUCCGGUCUGUUUUCCGGUUUCUGGCCCACGUGCGAAAUAAAUUUUCAUUUUACUCCUGAAUAAUCUGUAAAACUUUGGACCGAAUGGCGUCAACCUUCGAGCAGAUGAGGGCGAACGUGGGGAAGCUCCUGCGAGGGAUCGAUAGGUACAACCCCGAGAACCUCACCACGCUGGAGCGUUAUGUGGAGACACAAGCUCGGGAAAACGCCUACGACCUGGAGGCCAACCUGGCUGUGCUGAAGCUGUACCAGUUUAAUCCAGCUUACUUCCAGACUCCCGUGACGUCACAGAUUCUUCUCAAGGCUCUGACCAACCUGCCACACACCGACUUCACCCUCUGCAAGUGUAUGAUCGACCAGACACACCAGCAAGAGGAGCGACCCAUCAGACAGAUCCUCUACCUGGGGAACCUGCUGGAAACCUGCCACUUCCAGAGCUUCUGGACGAGUCUUGAGGAGAACAGAGAGCUCAUCGACGGCAUCGCCGGUUUCGAGGACUCGGUUCGGAAAUUCAUCUGCCAUGUUGUGGGCAUCACCUACCAGACCAUCGACCGGCAGCUGCUGGCCGAGAUGCUGGGGGACCCGCUGGACACGCAGCUGAAGGUGUGGAUGAAUAAGUACGGCUGGACGGAGAACGAGGACGGCCAGAUCUUCAUCUACAGCCAGGAGGAGAGCAUCAAGCCCAAGAACAUCGUGGAGAAGAUCGACUUUGAGAGCGUCUCCAGCAUCAUGGCUACAUCUCAAUGACACGAGCAGACGCACACACCCAACAUUCGUUUUCACAAUUGCUAAAAUUAAAUAAUAAAAUCAAGCUAAAAAAAAUCA